Molecule: messenger RNA, 1017 nt
Organism: Aspergillus oryzae RIB40
Lineage: Eukaryota; Fungi; Ascomycota; Eurotiomycetes; Eurotiales; Aspergillaceae
Product: putative protein kinase
Exons: 2
Coding region: 1-1017 (338 amino acids)
Biological process (GO): protein phosphorylation; transcription elongation by RNA polymerase II; positive regulation of transcription elongation by RNA polymerase II
Cellular component (GO): cyclin/CDK positive transcription elongation factor complex; nucleus
Molecular function (GO): ATP binding; cyclin-dependent protein serine/threonine kinase activity; cyclin binding
Source: RefSeq, a predicted model, not a curated record
AUGGGCAGCAGCCUCCGCACACUGGAACCCAAGAAACAACCUAAAGUUCUGGUACGACCGAAACCACGUCCCACCAUCCCUGAAGAAUUCGCUAAAUCGGACUCUGUUUAUUACCGAAAACCUGGAAAUGAAUCUGUCAUUGGAGCUGGCACAUAUGGAAAGGUCUUCAAAGCAAUCCACGUGUAUACCCAGAGAAAGGUGGCAUUGAAGAAGAUACGAAUGGAGGGCGAGAAAGAUGGGUUCCCUGUCACAGCUGUGCGCGAGAUCAAGUUGCUGCAACACCUCCGCAACGAUAAUGUUGUGAGCUUGCUGGAAGUCAUGGUAGAGAGGAAUGAGUGCUUUAUGGUGUUUGAAUAUCUCUCCCAUGACCUUACCGGUCUCAUCAAUCACCCGACUUUCACACUUACGGCAGCCCAUAAAAAGGACCUGGCAAAGCAGAUGUUCGAAGGAUUGAGCUACCUUCACCAUCGUGGAGUGCUGCAUCGCGACAUCAAGGCCGCCAAUAUCCUUAUAAGCAACCGUGGACAGCUAAAAUACGCCGACUUCGGUUUGGCCAGAUUCUUUUCAAAGAGUCGACAACUUGAUUACACAAAUCGUGUUAUCACCAUAUGGUACCGACCGCCGGAGCUUCUCCUGGGUGAAACCAGGUACGGACCAGCAGUUGACGUUUGGAGUGCGGCUUGCGUGUACGUUGAGAUGUUCACAAAGAAAGCCGUUUUCCCCGGCGAGGGGGGCGAGAUCAGCCAAAUGGAGAAGCUCUACAAUUGCCUUGGGACCCCGACACGAGCAGAGUGGCCAGACAUUGUUGAGAUGCCUUGGUUUGAGUUGAUGCGGCCGACUGAGCGAAAGAGAAGGGUCUUUGAGGAGGUGUAUGGGCAAAUAUUAACCCCAGCAGCUCUAGACUUGGUUUCUCAAAUAUUCCGUUACGACCCGACUGCACGGCCAAAUGCUGAGGAGAUACUUGCACAUCCGUACUUUGCGGAGGAGGAGCCUAGGCCUCAACAAGCCAUUGAGUAA